Babesia sp. Xinjiang is the source of this 705-nucleotide messenger RNA. RefSeq names its product CUGBP Elav-like family member 1-B (gene cugbp1-b). The transcript has 2 exons. NCBI's taxonomy places the organism in Eukaryota, Apicomplexa, Aconoidasida, Piroplasmida, Babesiidae. Bases 1 to 705 code for a protein of 234 amino acids. The record is from RefSeq and is a predicted model, not a curated record. Gene Ontology annotation, molecular function: RNA binding; protein binding.
AUGGGAUGGGCAUACGCAACUUACGACGAUCGAGCUGCGGGAACAGCAGCGGUGAGGGCGAUCGACGGUGAACCGUUUUUUGAGGGGUCAAAAGUGCCGUGUAAAGCGCAGUUUGUAACAAUGCAGGACUACGCAAAGUGGGCCUGCUACACGCGCAAUCACCCGGUGGUACCCAAGACACGUUGGCAACAAUUCACGAGCUCCAAUGGAAUCUCGUACUACUAUAACACUCGUACAGGGCAGACUCAGUGGCACGUCCCAGAGGAAUUAAUGACGGCAGAACCAAAGCCGAUGCACGCCGCGGGUAGCACGGCAUUCGGACCUCCAGGAGCAAACCUGUUCGUCUUUCAUUUACCGUGCGAUUGGAAGGAUGAUAACUUGUCGUCUUAUUUUGAAGAUUACGGGAAAAUAGUCAGCGUGGAAGUAAGACGCGAUCAACAUGGAAACAACCGAGGAUUCGGCUUUGUAUCAUACGAUAAUCCACAUUCCGCACUACAAGCCAUCAGACACAUGAACGGGUUUUCAGUAUCUGGUAAAUACCUCAAGGUGCAACUAAAAAGAGGUGAGGAACGCUAUCUGUCGCAUAAUCGCCUCAUGGCGGCAUUAUUCAGCAGCUCCACGAAUCUGAAAGCAGAUGAGAGGACGUCUCACCGCCUCGUGGUCAAAAAGGAAGACGCGGGAACGUAUCAAACCAACCAGAGAUGA